Messenger RNA from Chlorocebus sabaeus (green monkey), 2816 nucleotides. It is a transcript of the gene PEX10, whose product is annotated as peroxisomal biogenesis factor 10. Gene Ontology annotation, molecular function: zinc ion binding. The record is from RefSeq and is a predicted model, not a curated record. Gene Ontology annotation, biological process: protein import into peroxisome matrix. NCBI's taxonomy places the organism in Eukaryota, Metazoa, Chordata, Mammalia, Primates, Cercopithecidae. Gene Ontology annotation, cellular component: peroxisomal membrane.
GUGACGCAGAAGGUCUGCGCCGUACGCCGAGCCACGUCGCGCUGUCAUCAGGUCUCGCCCGCGUGGCUGUGGGCGUGGCUAGCGUGGCUUCUCGGGACCACCUGAACUCGCGGCCAUGGUCCCGGCCGCCGCCAGCCCCCCGGAGGUGAUCCGCGCGGCGCAGAAGGACGAGUACUACCGCAGUGGGCUGCGGAGCGCGGCGGGCGGCGCCCUGCACAGCCUGGCGGGUGCGAGGAAGUGGCUGGAGUGGAGGAAGGAGGUUGAGCUGCUCUCAGAUGUGGCCUACUUUGGCCUCACCACACUUGCAGGCUACCAGACCCUGGGGGAGGAGUACGUCAGCAUCGUCCAGGUGGACCCGUCACAGACACGUGUGCCCUCCUGGCUGCGCCGUGGCGUGCUGGUGACGCUGCAUGCCGUCCUGCCCUACCUGCUGGACAAGGUCCUGCUCCCCCUAGAGCAGGAGUUGCAGGCGGAUCCUGACAGUGGGCGGCCUUCGCAGGGGAGCCUGGUGCCAGGCGGGCGUGGCUGCUCAGGGGUGCGGCGCUGGGUGCGUCGCCACACGGCCACCCUGACUGAGCAACAGAGGAGGGCGCUGCUGCGGGCGGCCUUCGUCCUCAGACAGGGCCUCGCCUGCCUCCAGCGGCUACAUGUUGCCUGGUUUUACAUCCACGGUGUCUUCUACCACCUGGCCAAGAGGCUCUCGGGGAUCACGUACCUCCGUGUCCGCAGCCUGCCCGGAGAGGACCUGAGGGCCCGUGUUAGCUACAGGCUGCUGGGGGUCAUCUCGCUGCUACACCUGGUGCUGUCCGUGGGGCUGCAGCUGUAUGGCUUCCGGCAGCGGCAGCGAGCCAGGAAGGAGUGGAGGCUGCACCGCGGCCUGUCUCACCGCAGGGGCUCCCUGGAGGAGAGAGCCGUUUCCAGAAACCCCCUGUGCACCCUGUGCCUGGAGGAGCGCAGGCACCCGACAGCCACGCCCUGCGGCCACCUGUUCUGCUGGGAGUGCAUCACCGCGUGGUGCAGCAGCAAGGCGGAGUGUCCCCUCUGCCGGGAGAAGUUCCCUCCCCAGAAGCUCAUCUACCUUCGGCACUACCGCUGAGCCGGCGCCCAGGUGGGCCUGGACACAAAUGACUUCUACGGAAGUCUGAACGCCAAGAUUUAGUCUCAAGAUGAACCUUACCUGCACAGAAAUUAGAACAUUCUCACAGGUUUUCUAUCAUGUAAGAUACUAACCCAGCCACCCCGGGAGAGAACAGAAAGCUGUCCCUGACUGUGCUUUCUCAGCCCUGGGAGGGGCGCUAACCCCAACCUGGUAUGACUCAGCUACUUUUUCAGGAAUUUCACUUAUUUGGACAGGAUUUUAGGUUUCCCUCCCUUCCCCAAACCAUACAGUUGAGAAGUAAUUCAGAAAUAGGUCAGAAGACACUUUAUUCAUUUAUAUUGUGAGAAAAUGGUUCCAUCAGGCUUGUGUUAAGGCAAUGGACUGAAUGAGUGCAUGUUGAGUUGGGAUGGGGCACGGGGGGCUGGCGGUUUCCUUCAGCCAGUGUGGUCAGAACAGCAGCCCCACGGCCCCCAUCGGAGGCGGUCAGGCUCUCCCCCAGAGUAGCCGGGCAGAGAGAAACCAACCAAGGUCAGCACCUCCGUCUGAAGCAUUUGGCACACACCUUCAAAACACAUCAAGGCUGCUUCCAGUUUCAGAAAAUAGAAAUCUGCAUCUCGGGCCUGACAUGCACACAGAGCUCUCCUCCUGACCCAAACGCACUCGCGUGCCAGGUCCUGGGGAUUGGGGGGCUGCCGGGGCGCCCAAGCCCUCUCCUGGGGGCCCGCUGGGCAGGCGACCUGCUAACCCAGCAUCACUGCUGUGCUCAGCCCCUCAGCUCGGCCCUAGCCUAUUUCCUGCCUCCAUUUGACAUUUCCAGGUUCUCAAAAUUGCAUUUAACCUGUGCCAGAGACUUCACCGUAGGCAUCUUUAAUAAACCAACUCCACCAAAAUGUGGGCACAUUAAUAACAAGAUGGAACUUGAGAUUUCCUAAAGCGCAGUGUUAAAAUGCCUCGAGGGCGUAUGCCACAUUUCCCUACUGACCUGUAGGCAAGGCCGAGGCCUGGCCAGCAGCACCAGCUUCCAGCAAAGACCCCCGCAGACCAUGUCCUGCUGUUUGACUUAGGAAUGAGGAUGACCCUGUAUUCCCGGGUUAGUCAAGGUCAGCUUACCAGGGGCUGGGGUGGGGAGGCUGUGACCCUCUAAACUGGGAGGAGCACCAAGAGAGGCACUGGGGCUGCAGCUGGGUGGGCAGAUGCCACCGUGGCUCCAUCCGUCAGCACCCAGUCCUUCGAUUCACACUGUGCUCGGGCCAAGUGCACGCGACCUCCUGUCACAUCUUAGGCCUGAGCGCUUAUUAGGAAAACAGUAUGGAAAGUGACAGACACUGCUGUCUGGAGUCUGAGAAUCCAAGUGUCUCAACACAGUACCAGAAGCACCCCCUGGGAGCAGCCCUUGCUGUCCUGGGCCAGGGACCCACAAGCUUGAACGUGGCCUCAAGAGAGGAGCUCAACGUCGGAUAUGCAAAUACUGGCACAAGAAAAUCCAGACAAUCAUCUUUCACCGUGUAAAUUCUAAGACAGGACACGCCGCCCAGAGUGAGGACCCAGGAGCGGCCUUCCCUCGCGUCUGUGUCUCGUCUGGGGCCACAGCUGCGACGUUCUGCUGUUGGAAAACGGGUUCACCUUUUGGAAAAAGGCCAAACGAAAGUUGGGCUUUCUUGUGUCCAGCGACUGUUGUGUUUAGAUAAAGACCUUAAUAAAGGUGGAGUUAAAAUCA